Aspergillus ochraceoroseus IBT 24754 is the source of this 288-nucleotide messenger RNA. RefSeq names its product DUF1748 domain-containing protein. Gene Ontology annotation, cellular component: cytoplasm. Bases 1 to 288 code for a protein of 95 amino acids. Lineage: Eukaryota; Fungi; Ascomycota; Eurotiomycetes; Eurotiales; Aspergillaceae. The record is from RefSeq and is a predicted model, not a curated record. The transcript has 4 exons.
AUGAGGAGGCAAUGGGACACAGGAACAGUGAAGGUCGAGCGCAGGUCCCUGCUCGGUCGUCUCACUCACUACGCCUUCGAUGCGGUGCUGAUCUCCGCCUUUUUGGCCGGCGUCAAACGUUCAACUGGUCUCACGGUCCUCGACAGCCCCAGUCUCAGCUCCGACAAAAUCACCGAUAAUAAGGACUUCAAGAAAUGGAUCGACAAUUACCUAGGCGUCGGCGAGUGGGUAAUGGAUCAGUCGAUUGCGGUUUUGGGCUCGACCAGCUACUUUGAGCGGAAGCGAUAA